AGCGAUUAAGAGGGACGGGCGCGAUGAGACCCCGCACUCGCAGGCGGGCGAGCGGCGAUGGCAGUGUAAAACCGCAGACCUGGACCUGGCCUUCUCUAUGGACUGCCUGUGCGCUUUGUCCUGUAGUACAGCAGGUGUAUGGGAUCCCAUUUCAGUCCAGCAGUGAAGCAGCCUACAGAAGCGGAGAAGGAGCGAGGUCGAGUCCUCUGAGGUCCCUGCAUGGAGCGCAUGAACUGGGAUUUCUGCAACUUUUCUUGUAGCUCACCCGCGACUUUGAAUAGCAGAGGUUAUUUUCACUCUUAGUCGCUUUACGACAGAAACUAGAUGAACGCCGAUAUCGUUGUACUUUAACUGGUCCCCUCUGCGGAUGUCCAGGGCCUGGCGGUGGGGCGCUAGGAGCAGCGAGCAGAGCCCAGUUAACCAUGGCUCCUGCCCAGGAAGGCGGCCUGGCCCAGCGUCUCCUCUCCCUGCAGGGACUCUUCGCCCUGCUGUCGGGGGGCGUGCCCCAGGAGGGGGCUGGGGCCCGAACCUCGGGGGCCGGCUGCCACAGCACGGAGCAUCCCGUCUUCUCGUACUCGGAAAUCGCGCCAUGGAUCCACAGGUUCAGUGAAGAAGACACGGUGGAUUACUCGCAGCUGACCUUUGAUCCCAGCCAAAAUGAACUGAUUGUAGGAGCUCGAAAUCGUCUCUUCAGGCUGAGUGUGGUGGACCUGUCGCUGAUCCAGGCCGUGGACUGGCAUUGCGAUGACUUCACCAAGGCCGCCUGCUUCAGUCGCGGUAAAUCUGAGGAGGAGUGUCAGAAUUACGUCCGUGUUCUCCUUGUUAACGGGGACCGGCUCUUUACCUGCGGAACGAAUGCAUUUACUCCGAUUUGCACCAAUCGCACGCUUAGCAACCUGACGCUGAUCCACGAUCAGAUCAGCGGCAUGGCGCGGUGCCCCUACAGCCCUCUGCACAACUCCACCGCGCUGCUCACCGCCUCCGGCGAGCUCUACGCCGCCACGGCCAUGGACUUCUCGGGUCGCGAUCCUGCCAUCUAUCGCAGCCUGGGGGCUCUGCCCCCACUCCGCACCGCGCAGUACAACUCAAAAUGGCUCAACGAACCCAACUUCGUGUCAUCCUACGACAUCGGCAACUUCACCUACUUCUUCUUCCGGGAGAAUGCUGUGGAACACGACUGCGGCCGGACGGUGUUCUCGCGUGCUGCCCGCGUCUGCAAGAACGACGUUGGAGGGCGUUUCCUGCUGGAGGACACGUGGACCACCUUCAUGAAGGCACGCCUGAACUGCUCCCGGCCGGGCGACAUCCCCUUCUACUACCAUGAGCUGCAGGGCACCUUCUACCUGCCCAAGCUGCAGCUCCUCUACGCGGUCUUCACCACCAAUGUGAACAGCAUCGCUGCCUCCGCCGUUUGCGUUUUCAAUCUCAGCGCAAUUACCCAAGUGUUCAAUGGACCGUUCAAGUACCAGGAGAACUCGCGCUCGGCCUGGCUGCCUUAUCCAAACCCCAACCCCGACUUCCAGUGCGGCACAAUAGACUACGGCAGCAACGUGAACCUGACGGAGAGGAGCCUGCAGGAUGCGCAGAAGUUCAUUCUGAUGCAGGAUGUGGUGCAGCCUCUGGGGCCCAGGCCCACCUUCACGGAGGACAAUGUGCGCUUCACGCACCUGGUGGUGGACGUGGUCCAGGGCAAGAACAGGCUCUUCCACAUCAUCUACCUGGCCACAGAUUACGGGACCAUCAGGAAGGUGCUCUCCCCACUGAACCAAUCAACGGGCAGCUGUCUGCUGGACGAGAUCGAGCUCUUCCCGCCGGGCCGGAGGCAACCAAUCAGGAGUCUGCUGCUUCAGCACGGCCACAGCGUGCUCUUUGUGGGUGUCCAGGAUCAGGUGAUCAGGGUGCCGCUCGUGCGCUGCGGCUUCCACAGGACUCGUGAGGCCUGUCUGGGAGCCCGGGACCCCUACUGCGGCUGGGACUUGGGUCUGAGGCGCUGCACGGCCCUGGAGGAGAGCCUCAGCAUGAAGCAGUGGGAGCAGAGCAUCAGGGAGUGCCCUAAGAAAAACGUGACGGUGGACGGUGGCUUUGGCGCCUGGUCGGGCUGGAAAGUGUGUGGCCACAGCGACGGGGGCGCCGUCGGCUCCUGCCUUUGCCGGACACGGGCCUGUGAUGCCCCCCCGCCACAGUGUGGGGGCCAGCCGUGCAUGGGCACUGCUGCAGAGGUCACCAACUGCUCCAGGAAUGGAGCAUGGACGCCAUGGACCCCAUGGGCACCUUGCAGCACCAGCUGCGGCAUCGGCUUCCAGGUCCGCCGGCGCUCCUGCAGCAACCCCAGCCCUCGGCACGGGGGCCGCGUGUGCGUGGGCCAGAACCGUGAGGAGAGGUACUGCAAUGAGCAUCUGCCCUGCCCACCGCACGUUUAUUGGUCCAGCUGGUCACCGUGGGAACGCUGCACGGUGCCAUGCGGCGGGGGGCUCCAGGCACGGCGCCGGACCUGCGAGAAUGGCGAUGACUGCGCUGGAUGUGGCCUGGAGUACCAGUCCUGUAACCUGCUCCCAUGCCCCGACCUGAAGAAGACCACCCCCUGGACACCGUGGAGUCCAGUCAACAUCUCGGACAGUGGCGGCCAUUACGAGCAGCGCUUCCGGCAUACGUGUCGGGCACGGGUGCCGGAUCCCAGCCUGCUGGAGGUGGGACGGCAGAGGGUGGAGAUGCGUUACUGCUCCAAGGAUGGAUCUACAGGCUGCUCCACUGAAGGAGACCCCCUGCGCUCCGGCCGGCUGUCAGCCCACGCUCUUAAUGGAGGCUGGUCGCCCUGGGGCCCCUGGUCCCAGUGCAGCCGUGACUGCAGUGGGGGCACCCGGAGCCGAAAGCGAGUCUGCAGCAGUCCUGAGCCCCGCCAUGGUGGCCUGCCCUGCCUGGGCCACGCCCUGGAGUAUCAAGAGUGCAACAUCGCCCCCUGCCCAGUGGAUGGGAGCUGGGCCUGCUGGUCACCCUGGUCCAGGUGCUCCGUCACCUGCGGGGGAGGACACUACAUGCGCACUCGCACCUGCAGCAACCCCCCACCUGCCAAUGGGGGGGACAUCUGCCUGGGUCUGCACACUGAGGAAGCUCUGUGUAACACUCAGCCCUGCCCAGAAAGCUGGUCUGAGUGGUCCCAGUGGUCCCAGUGUGACUCUGCUGGUUCCCAGCUGCGGAUCCGUCGCUGUGACAUCCUCUUCCCCACCGGAAUCCAGUGCCUGGGGAAUAGCACAGAGUCCCGACCCUGUGUGUCUGACUCCAACUUCAUCUCGGAACUAUCUGUCGCUCGUUCCAGUCAAGAAGAGCGAAGAUGCGAAGAUUUCAGCUUGUUCCACAUGCUCGCUGUGGGCCUCAGUAGCGCCAUCCUCGGCUGCUUGAUCACACUCUUGAUCUACACGUACUGUCAGAGGUACCAGCAGCAAUCCCACGACGCCACAGUCAUACAUCCCAUAUCGGCUGCUCAGCUCAACACCAGCAUAACCAAUCACAUCAACAAACUGGAUAAGUAUGACUCCGUGGAAGCUAUAAAGGCUUUCAAUAAAAACAACCUGAUCCUGGAGGAGCGAAAUAAGUACUUCAAUCCACAGCUAGCGGGAAAGACGUACACCAACGCCUACUUCUCUGAUCUCAACACGUACGACGACUAUUAAGUUGAGGUUUACUGUCAGAUGGAUGGACAAUUCUUUUUGUAAGACCACAAGCAUCUUGUUUCGUGAAUUUUCCGUUAUGCUUUCGUGAUUUGUAUUGACGUAUUUGACAUGCGGUAAAUUUACCGUUGGCCGUUUAUUUGGACUUGGAGGGAACAACAGGAGAUCAGCACAUUUUCUGUGUCUGGAAGACGAUUGGGAGAAACCAGUUUUAGUACAUUAACUAUUUUUAAACUAAACGUUUAGUGUCUAAUAGCUACAACGAGAUCAAAGACUUCCCAUGAAACAGGGUUCCCCAGUGAGAUGGCUGGUGAGCCUGUGCUUAGUAUAUAGAGCUCUCUGUUCUACCAAAACACUAAAAUACUCUAAGAUUCAACUUAUUUCCAUAACUGAACUAAUUUAGUAGUCUGUCUCAAUACUGAGGUUAUUAGCCGUUUAACAGCCGCUAGAAACCCUUUAAGAGCAGGGAUUAGCAAUACCUGCUGUAACCCUUUGGAAAAAAUAGCGCUCCUGUGAUAUAGUGCAUGGACGGACUGGGCGGAUAACCUUGUUGCUUCUUUGAUUUGCAUGACUGAUUGCAUCAUCGAGCCUUUGGACCUGAGCAUGGUCACAGCCUUCUGGGCGCAGAGGACAUCUCACCAGGGCUCCCAUCGCGAGUCCUCUUCCUAGCCAAUCCACCUGUAGAUAUUAGGAAUAACAGAUGUUUGUGUUUCUUUUCCGUGCGAGGCCUUGAUCGUGGUAAUCGCCUUGUUAAAGUAAACCAUUCCACUGUACAGUGAGCUGAUUCGCAGCUCUGUGCCACUGCAACCUUUUGUAGUUUUCAGAAUGCAGUAUGUUUUUUUUCCCAUUAAUACAGUCCUGUGUGUUUAAAAACAUAUCACUAAUAAAAAGAACCAAUGAACAUAUUUUGUCAACAUAAACUGAUGUCUUGUUUGUAAUUUGUUGCUGAUUUGAA
This is a messenger RNA of Brienomyrus brachyistius, 4620 nucleotides long. RefSeq names its product semaphorin-5A-like. The coding region runs from base 423 to 3668 and encodes 1081 amino acids. The transcript has 22 exons. Gene Ontology annotation, molecular function: chemorepellent activity; semaphorin receptor binding. Gene Ontology annotation, biological process: axon guidance; neural crest cell migration; semaphorin-plexin signaling pathway. The record is from RefSeq and is a predicted model, not a curated record. NCBI's taxonomy places the organism in Eukaryota, Metazoa, Chordata, Actinopteri, Osteoglossiformes, Mormyridae.